Molecule: messenger RNA, 1441 nt
Organism: Myripristis murdjan (pinecone soldierfish)
Lineage: Eukaryota; Metazoa; Chordata; Actinopteri; Holocentriformes; Holocentridae
Product: sushi, von Willebrand factor type A, EGF and pentraxin domain-containing protein 1
Exons: 5
Coding region: 1-642 (213 amino acids)
Source: RefSeq, a predicted model, not a curated record
AUGAGAGGACCCAUUGAGUUUUGGGAACACCCCUUCUGGCUCUCCAUUGAGCAAGAGAAGCAUUUAGACAAGCUAACAAAGAACUGUGUCAUAGGUGAGACAGAAUGGACUCCCCAGCCAGACACCAUUGGCGACACAUACUGGUCUGGGACAGCACCUCUGUGUUUUGGAGGUUGCAAGGGGAGGCACCGGGAGCUGAAGAGAGAUCCCUGCGGAGACUCCACCUGCUGCUGGUUUGGCUUCAAGUCUCUCUGCAGAGUGAACUGUGGGAAGCCAGAUGUGGAUUAUAAUGGAAUCGUGUAUGGUAAUGACUGGUGGGUCGGCUCUGUGGUGAGGUACACCUGUCGCGCCGGCUUCAUGCUGGUAGGAGAAUCUACCAGGACCUGCCAGUCCAACGGCCUCUGGACCCCUAAACCUGCCUGUCUCCGCAUGUGUCAGCGUGGACGCAUUGAGAUCAGUGAGAGGGAACUGAGUGGGACCUGCGUCUCUGACUGCACAAACAAGAGCUACUUCGGCCCCCCUAAACAAGGCUGCAGCCGCCUAGACAACUGCAACAAGAAGGAGACUGGCUGGAAGCGCUUCUUUGCCCAGUGUGCCCCCUGCAUCUGCGACUGCGCUAUAUCUUGUGCAUCUGCCAGCUAAAGAGAGUUGAAGAAACAUUGCUUUGACUGCAAAGGGAGCAAUCAAAAGAAACCGAGAGGCACAGACAGCCUGCGCACUACAGAUCCUUACCAUAUUGUAAUUCACUGCUGCUUCAUUCAUUGUUUGCACGCUGUGAUUCUGAUCAGUGGACCAGGACUUUUGUGGAAUUAGCUUCAUCUCUCAUGAGAGGCUGCCUAUGGGACUGUCCCGCCUAAUGAUUAAGACUUCAAUGCCUCAGGCUCAAAACCCCCUGAGUAAAUUAUGAGCAAUAGGUACUGCUGCAGAGUUUUUGACCAUAUCGGAUCAAACUCUAUGUGGUGUGAAAGAUGUGUGAGGGAGAAAGAACACAGGAAGAAGGCUUGAAUGUACAUAAUAUUCUGGCCAACAAAGCAUGGUGAAUUUUACUGAAAUAAUGAAAGUGAUAAUGGACUGUACUGAUGCAUGCAUGCAUGGCUGCAUUUCUGACAGAAAGAGAGAGAAGUGAAACUACUGAGAUUAGUGGCUGCUCCUCUUCCCUCCUCUGUUCAGUCCAUCUGUCCCACAGUGAGCUCAGACCUUAAUCUAAUUACCCACCUAAGGGGACAGGGUCAGCAUUAAAGUACAAGAGUGUAGUAAGACUCACAGGCAAAUCAUGUGUUACAAAAUGUACAUUUUAUUUAGCACAUAAGAACUGAUGCAAUUAUUUUAUUUUUUUGUAGCAUAUGAUGUGUAGAUGAUAUAGAUGAUAUUUUGUGUUUUUGAAAAUAGGCCACCACCUCACCCCAAGUCGUGAUGAAAAUAAACAUAUUUUUUGUGAAAC